GUGCAUUUUCUUCACAGCCCACCCCAGCUCAUCAAGCAAUCGCUACUCAGAAUGGGCGUGUUUGCGCAACUGUACGACCAGAGAUGGGGGCUGGCGCUGCUUGCUGUCGGCUUCUACGUCGUGAGCAAGAUACAUGCCUACACCAAGCUUAGAGCGUUCAAAGGCCCAGUCGGCACUGGAUUCUUCAACCUCUGGAACAGCUGGGCUCUGUUCAGCCAAGAGUCUCACCUGAGGUACAAGGAAGCGUGUGAGAAAUAUGGCUCCAUCGUCCGCAUCGGCCCCAACGACCUCUUGACCUCGUCUCCGGAGCUCCUCAUGUACAUGAGCGGCGUGCGGUCGCCGUACUACCGAUCGUCUUGGUUCUACAAGAGCUCGCGGCCCCGACCGGGCAUCGACAACGUCUUUAGCUCCUCGGGCCCCGAAGGCGAGGCCACCCACACCAGGAAGCGCCAGCAGCUCGCUCCCGGCUACGCGGGCAAGGAGAGCCCGCUGAUGGAGAGCUCGGUCGACCAGCAGGUGACGAACCUGGUGGCGCUGCUGAGGGAGCGGUACAGGUCGUCCGAGGCGCGCGUCAAGCCCGUGGACAUGGGCGACAAGCUCUCGUUUUUCACGCUGGACGUCAUCUCGGCGCUGUCGCUGGGCAGGGCGUUUGGCGACCUGGCCAACGACGCGGACAUGCACGGCUACAUGGAGGCGACGGAGGCGGCGUUUGGCUACCUCAACGCGCUGGUGGCGUCGCCGUUUGGCAUGAUGAUGCAGAUCCCCCUCGUGCACAGGCUCGUGGGCCCGCAGGAGACGGACGCCACGGGGGUGGGCAAGAUCGUGUGCAUGGCGCGGCAGAACCUCAAGGAGCGGCUGCGGCACGACACCAAGCAAAAGUCGGACAUGGUGGCCUCGUUUGUGCGGCACGGGCUCAGCUUCGAGGAGCUCGUCACCGAGGGCCAGUUCCAGAUCGUGGCCGGCAGCGACACCACGGCGGCGGCGCUCAAGGGCGUGCUGCUGUUCCUGCUGAGCGACCGCCGCGUCUACCACAAGCUGCAGGCCGAGGUCGACGCCGCCGCCCAGAGGCUGGCGCUGGGCCCCGAGCAGGUCAUCGUCGACGGCGACGCCAGGGCGCUGCCCUACCUGCAGGCCGUCGUCAAGGAGGGCAUGCGCUGCCACCCGCCCGUGACGCUGCCCAUACCCAAGAUGGUGCCUCCGGCCGGAGACACGGUCGUCGUCGACGGCCGCGAGGUGUUUCUGCCCGGCGGCACCCACGUCUCGUACGCCGCCUGGGCCCUGCACGUGCGCGAGGACGUCUACGGCGAGGAUGCCGCCUGCUACAGGCCCGAGAGGUGGCUUGCCGAGGAGGACCCGGACAGGCUGGCCAGGAUGCAGAGGACCCACGAGCUCAACUUUGGAUACGGCAAGUACCAGUGUCUGGGGAAGCAGUUGGCUCUGAUGGAGGUGAACAAGGUCGUGUUUCAGCUGCUGCGGAAUUUCGAUCUGGCAUUGACCAACCCGAUCCACGGCUGGAAAAAGGUCAACUUUUUGGGAAUCUUUAGCCCUGGAGAGAUGCUUGUCACCGUCCAUGAACGGGUUGCGGAUGCCGCCAGGAAGGCUGAGUAAAGCUUCAAUUGGGCGAAAAUGCGUAUGUCGUGUAGAUGAUAUCCACUUCUGUACAAUUCACUGCCGAGCCAGAAUGUCAGACUCUAGUCUACAGUGGGCGUGGGUCCAAUUUUACCUUAUAUAUACUCACAAGAAAAAAAUGCACUCUCAGAAGACAAGUGGGACA
Molecule: messenger RNA, 1774 nt
Organism: Pyricularia oryzae 70-15
Lineage: Eukaryota; Fungi; Ascomycota; Sordariomycetes; Magnaporthales; Pyriculariaceae
Product: pisatin demethylase
Exons: 3
Coding region: 52-1608 (518 amino acids)
Molecular function (GO): heme binding; monooxygenase activity; iron ion binding
Source: RefSeq, a predicted model, not a curated record